Molecule: messenger RNA, 2498 nt
Organism: Girardinichthys multiradiatus
Lineage: Eukaryota; Metazoa; Chordata; Actinopteri; Cyprinodontiformes; Goodeidae
Gene: wnt7bb
Product: wingless-type MMTV integration site family, member 7Bb
Exons: 4
Coding region: 531-1580 (349 amino acids)
Biological process (GO): neuron differentiation; cell fate commitment; canonical Wnt signaling pathway
Cellular component (GO): extracellular region
Molecular function (GO): frizzled binding; cytokine activity
Source: RefSeq, a predicted model, not a curated record
UUGAGUUCAGGCUGGAAGCCCGUCCCAUUCACUGCAUAUCUGUGCAGGUAGGGGAGGAGGAGGAGGAGGAGAAGGAGAAGGAGGCGCACAACCCUUUUGUUACCUGUACCAGACUACCUGGCUGUUGGAAGUUUGUAACAUGCUGUGAGUUUGAGGGACGCUUCAUGUCAGAUUCUGAGUUUGGAUUGGACCCUGCGGAAGGCAGCAGGUUUUUCUACCAUUAAAGGCGCACCAAGGGGGAGAAUAGUUAAUUAGAAUUCACCGUUUAAAAGGGAGGACGAAAAGGAGGCACUUCCUCCAAGAACUCAUUCACCUUUCAAGUGCGAUCAUAUUCCAGCUUUCUUUUCGGACUCUUCUUAGCAUCUCACCUGUUCUGGACGAUGGGUUUAUUGCCGUCGAAGAUCUCCAAGGAGCUUGAUGUGACGGGAACCAGGCGAUAUACGUUCAUCUGGGGGGGGUUAGGAAAGCUGCAGAUGUGAACGUCACUUUGUGUUAACAGUGCAUGGCCUCUGGAUAAAGUGCUACCGAUCAUGCACAAACCCCUCCGAAAGCGGAGUCUCUACGUGUUCCUGUGUUUUGGCAUCAUAUACCUCAGACUCGGGGCCCUGUCCUCGGUGGUGGCUCUGGGCGCCAACAUCAUCUGCAACAAGAUUCCGGGGCUGGCACCUCGCCAGCGGGCCAUCUGCCAGAGCCGCCCAGACGCCAUCAUUGUUGUGGGCGAAGGCGCCCAAAUGGGCAUCAAUGAGUGUCAGUACCAGUUUCGAUAUGGACGGUGGAACUGUUCGGCGCUGGGAGAGAGGACAGUCUUCGGUCAGGAGCUUCGAGUAGGCAGUCGGGAAGCAGCGUUCACCUAUGCCAUCACAGCAGCAGGGGUGGCCCAUGCGAUCACAGCUGCCUGCAGCCAGGGCAACCUGAGCCAGUGCGGCUGCGACCGGGAGAAGCAGGGCUACUACAACCAGGAGGAAGGCUGGAAGUGGGGAGGCUGCUCAGCUGACAUCAAGUACGGCAUCGAGUUCUCACGGCGCUUCGUGGAUGCCCGUGAGAUUAAAAAGACCCCCCGUCGCCUGAUGAACUUGCACAACAACGAGGCCGGCAGAAAGGUUUUGGAAGAAAGGAUGAAGCUGGAGUGCAAGUGUCACGGCGUCUCCGGCUCCUGCACCACCAAGACCUGCUGGACGACGCUUCCGAAGUUCCGUGAGAUCGGCUACGUGCUCAAGGAGAAGUACAACGAGGCCGUUCACGUGGAGGUGGUCCGGGCUAGCCGACUGCGCCAGCCCACUCACCUGAAGGUAAAGCAGACUCAGGGCUACCGAAAGCCCAUGGAGACAGACCUUGUUUACAUUGAGAGGUCACCAAACUACUGCGAGGAGGACGCAGCCACGGGGAGCGUGGGCACCCAGGGACGCCUGUGCAACCGCACUUCGCUACAUACAGAUGGCUGUGACCUAAUGUGCUGCGGUCGCGGCUACAACACACACCAGUACACCAAAGUGUGGCAGUGCAACUGUAAGUUCCAGUGGUGCUGCUUCGUCAAAUGCAACACCUGCAGUGAGAGGACGGAAGUUUUUACUUGCAAAUAAGGCUGCAAGGCAUGUCAUCAUCAGCAGGUGAAACACCAAGGACUAGUUGAAUAAAGACCCGACAGAGCGAGAUAUCCACACGUCUUCAAGCAGUGAGAAAUUGUAUAACUAAACAAAUGGAAUUUACACUAUCAGCUCUUCAUGGCGUUGUUUUGCACACCAGAAUCUAUCUAAUUGCUUUUCAGAAAGUAAUUGCUAAAUAUCAGUAGGUAAUAGCCCAGAACUUUACUGUCAGAUAGGGAUUGUGCUCAUGUUCUGAUUUAUCCACAGUGAAGUUUGGACUGCCCAUAAGGAAAAUGGCCCUCGGUGGGAGCUGUGCUUUGCAGUGUGGGAAAUGUGUCAGUUUUUAAAGUAUUGCACAGAGAUGAACUCAGAGACGCAUAGAAAUCUCAAAAAAAUGACCACAGCUGAUUUAAGGUGAAUGGAAAGAUCUGUCAAAUCUAUGAUUUAAAAAAAACAACUUUUAUAGAUCUUGUUUUUGUUUAUUUCCACUAAAUUAACUGAAUCUUGACUCACACCCUCUAGAUUGUCUAGGUCCGGUGUUAGAGGCCGAGAAAUGAAGAACAUUUUGUAGGUGUGGUGCAAUGUGUUGCACCAAAAUUUGAGUGGAGAACUCUGUUAAAGCCUUUGCUGCCAACUGGAAUACGGUGGAGAAUGUUAGUUUUCCAGUAACACUGGAACUGUCUGUUCUGAACACUGAAAAUAAAUUGUCUAUUUAUGUUAUAGUAUCGUAAAACAAAACACUAACGGGUAGAGAUGUCUUUUUUUGUACUAAAUGUAAUGAAAAAUACUUAGCAUAAACUAUUAGAAAAUGACCACGCCAUUUCUAAGACAUUACAUUAUCUUUUAGAAAAGGAAACAAAAAAGCUUUCAUUUCUACUGUUGUGUUGACAGCAAAAUACAUAAUUCCAGACUUCA